Messenger RNA from Hypoxylon trugodes, 2343 nucleotides. RefSeq names its product Sds3-like-domain-containing protein. The record is from RefSeq and is a predicted model, not a curated record. Gene Ontology annotation, cellular component: Sin3-type complex. The coding region runs from base 455 to 2134 and encodes 559 amino acids. The transcript is spliced from 2 exons. Lineage: Eukaryota; Fungi; Ascomycota; Sordariomycetes; Xylariales; Hypoxylaceae. Gene Ontology annotation, biological process: negative regulation of transcription by RNA polymerase II. Gene Ontology annotation, molecular function: histone deacetylase binding.
UUUUCUAAGGUUGCGCCCAGAGAUCCUAACAGAGAUCCAUCCUUACACAUCCUUUUUGUCUUCUACCUUCGAUCUCAUCACUUCUUCUAUACAAUUACACCAUUUUGUUUAUUGCCUUCUCAAUACACAAGUUGUCAACUGGAAUUUACCACUGGUAACUUCGUGCCAAUACAAACACUUUCCCAUACUUCAAUUUGACUUUCAACUUCCAUCUUCUGCAUGGUCGGUAGAAGACGCAACCGGACCUGGACACUCUAGAAGUUUGACUUCGUCCGUCGUCCACAAUCUGAUUCAUAAUUCUACCUCCAAACUUCUCAAGCUACUUAAUUCUACACACACACACACAUUUACACUUCCCUUACUUUACUUCUAAAUCCGAAUUAUUUUUCUUGUUCGUGGAACUUGGAAAUUCCAAGCUUCUUUUCACCCAUUUUAUUCUCCAAAUACAUUCGCCAUGGCCUCCGUCGACUCUGCCCAGUCGGCAACUCUAGUAGCCACUUCCAACAAGACCAGCCGCCUUUCCCCCCCGCCUCAGUCGAAGCGCGACAAGAAGCGACAAGUCCUGAAUGAUCGUUUAGCGACUUUAUCAGACAAGUUCAGCCGCGAUAAGGAUAAGAACUACCGAGACGAACUCCAUAAGAUCCAAAUCGACGUCAACCUUGUCGGCCGAGUCGACCCUUACGCCGACCGUCCUCUUGAUGCGAUCGAUCGCGAAUACCGCGAGAUACAAGCUGCGAAUGCGCAGCAAGCCGCCAGCGCCCCCACUAAUGGCGAACCCAAGCGAAGCCUGCUAGAAAUGGCAGGCCCUACAUUUUCUGACUGGGUCCACCAGAUUGAGGAUCUUGUUGAACAUCGUGACUACGAAAUGACUUGCCAAAGAGUCGAAUAUGAGAGGAAGCUUCACGAAUACAACAAAACCCGUGCCUACAAAAUCGAAGUAGCGAAGAGAGAACACCGAGCGCUGUCCAACACACUCCGAGAUCGUCUCAUCAACGCUAUUACAUCGAAGAAAUACCGAUUGGGCAAAGAGAAAGAAGCCCUCGAAAUCACCGAUAGUUCCGCUCUCCUCCUACAUCCCAACCAAUUUAGCCUUACCAACCCUGCGAGCCCUGGCGGAACACACAUGAAGCGCAACACUCGAUUGCGAAGAGAGAUGGAGGAUUUGCCCGGUUUCUCGGAGAAUAAGAAGAGAAAGCGCAACGCAGCAGAUGACGAAGGAUCCCCAGUUCCCAAGAGAGGAGCUCUUGACACCGCUAAUACCACGCCUUUCUGGUCGAGCGAGAGAGUAAGAAGCCUGCGCAAAGAGACGGGACCUGUUUACAGCAUAGACAAGCUGUUCACCGAUAAGGAACUCGCAUUGACAUACAACGUCGCGGCUCUCGCAGCCCACAAACACCUUUUGAUCCGCCGCGACACAAACGGCAACAUUAUUACCCCCGACGAGAGUGUCAAUGGCAAUGGCGAUGCCAACGACGACGAGGAUCUUGCUGCUACAAGCAUGGAGCGACAGCCUUCGCACACCACGCGAAGCACCCGAGGCGGUCAUGCCCAGCAGCAAAACUUCUACGACGACCAGCUGAUUGGAAUUGAAGCGUUGGCCAACUUCGAGAUUCCCGGUAAUCUAGAUAAAGUGGCUGGGCAAGAGCCUAGGCUCCCUCCCCUUAUCCAUUCUCAAUAUUCGAAGGCGUACAGACGUGACGAGUCCAACACACCUACCAUCCUAGCCGAAUCCGAUCGAGACAAAGAUUUCAUGGCCAUGAAGCUUCUGAAGGCUUAUGAAAACAAGCAUGGUGUUGGGUCUAAUUUUGACAAUCCAAACGGUGGUCGUCGACUACUUGAGACGAUGUCUACACCGGUGUCUAAGAGCAAAUAUAUUGCUUACAACCAAGGUCCGCGACCUUCCGCGGAAAUAAUAUCAGAGUCACUUGGACUUCAGGAAAGUGACCUAAGAGGCGAACCCACAGGUGCCUCAUCGGACGUUGCUGGAGGUGCCAAAGAUUCCCCGGCAGGAGCAAAAGACUCCCCCUCCGUAUUCAAGGAGGCUACAGGAGGUGUGCCGAUGAGCAGACAGAGUAGCUUGGGAGGUGUUGCGAUGAGCCGAUCAGGAAGCGCACGAGGAAAGCGCAAGGCUUAAUUUCAGAUGGUCAUAAUAUUUACGGAUUGGGUUCAGGGGUACCACGAAAGGAGGAGUAGGGGGUGUGCAUAAGGGUUUUCUGUUUAUACUUGGAUCCCUGCUGGAAUCAUUUACAGCACAUCAUGGCAUAAUGUGGUACAGCGACAUGGUAUGUACCAUCAGGAUUGGCGUUAGGGAUACAUUAGCCUGGCUGGCUUUCCAUGACAUUU